Messenger RNA from Calidris pugnax (ruff), 1008 nucleotides. Its product is annotated as translation initiation factor IF-2-like. The record is from RefSeq and is a predicted model, not a curated record. NCBI's taxonomy places the organism in Eukaryota, Metazoa, Chordata, Aves, Charadriiformes, Scolopacidae. Bases 1 to 987 code for a protein of 328 amino acids. The transcript is spliced from 4 exons.
AUGCAGUGGCCACAGCUGGUCAAGCUCAGUAGCCGUGGACAGUUGGGCUCGGUGGCCUCGGCCGGCCGGGCGCUGGCGGCGGGCAGUGUGUGCGCGGGGCUGUCCUGCCGCAGGCCGGUGGUGUGCCGGGGCAGCUCGGCCCCGCAUUUCCUCACGCCCUCGUCUCCGCCUUCCUCCCUGCGGCGGCGCGGGGCGGUGACCGGACGGCUGCGGGGGGCUCCCCGGCGAGGGAGCAGCAGCGGGACAGACGGCAGGACCCGGGGCGACCUUCGUGGCAGCCCCACCGCCCCCGGGGCCCAGCGCCCUGAGGGAGCCCACGCCGCGCCAGGCCGCCCUUCCCCGCCCCUCGGCAGGUGCAACGCCCCCCCCGCCGCCGGCCUCUACCACGCCGCGCGGUGCGUGGGGAGGGACCCGGGCGGGGCACGGCGCUCCUGCCUGCGGGGGAGCGUCCCGCCGGCCCGUGCGCUCCCCUGUCCCCCUUCCUCCCCCCCCGCCUUGCGUGUCGCCGUGGAACGGGCCGAGCCCGGAACUGGUCGCGGCGCCGGCGGGCGGCUGUGGAAGAUGGAGGCGGGGGAGGCCGGCCCGGGCGGCAGGGCGGGCAGCAGCGCCGACAGCCUGGCCGAGGAGGAAGAGGAGGAUGAGGACGAGGAGGGCGCUGGCAGUGGCCGGUCCAGCCGCACCUCGUCGCUGGUGAGCGGGCUGCUCACCGAGCUCUACAGCGCCGCCGAGGCGGCCGCCCCCUCGGGCAGCGCCCGCUCCCGCGUCCUCCGGGAGCUGGAGCAGCGGCCCAGCCAGGUCAAGUACCUGCGGCUGAAAGAUGUUGAUGAAUUAACAACUAUAAAACGAGAACUGACUUACAGAAUCUCGGUUCAAUCGGCAAAGUUGCUACGCCUUCUGAAGCAGAAAGACAGGCUUGUACAUAAAGUCCAGAAGAACUGUGAUAUUGUCACAGCUUGUUUACAGGCGGUCUCCCAGAAACGAUCGUGACAGGUACAGAAAUGUUCAGGU